UUGCAACAGAUUUCUCUAGUUAAUUAUAAGUUAGUAUUAUCUUAUAAAAUAAGAAUAUACUCAGUUUUUCAUAUCUUACUGCUAGAAUUAGAAAUAUUAGCAGAUAAUAUAGCAGAAGUGAAAAAUAACGAACUAGAGUAUAAGAUAGAAAAAAUCCUUAAGCAUAGAAAUACAAACAGCACAAGAAAAUAUCUUAUCAAAUGA
Messenger RNA from Cryphonectria parasitica EP155, 204 nucleotides. RefSeq lists its product as uncharacterized. Lineage: Eukaryota; Fungi; Ascomycota; Sordariomycetes; Diaporthales; Cryphonectriaceae. The transcript is spliced from 2 exons. The record is from RefSeq and is a predicted model, not a curated record. The annotation marks the transcript as partial.